AUGGAGCUGGCUCUGGAUGCUCUGGCAAAGGAGCGCGCGACGUCGCCCCCCAGCAGCCGGCACCCACAGGCCCAGGAGGUCAGGCCGCCCCGCCAGCCGCUGCCUCAGCGCACAGCAGCGCCGCCCAGAGGCCUGGUGCAGACUGACAGCCCUAACUUCCUCUGCAGCAGCCUGCCUCAGCACUGGAGGUGCAACAAGACCUUACCCAGAGCUUUCACUGUGGUCGCUCUGGGCGAUGAUGUGGCAGAUGGCGUGGUUGUCACGGUGAUGGCUGGUAACGAUGACAACAGCAGCGCCGAGCUACGCAACGCCACAGCCACCAUGAAGCAAGGCCACGCCCACUUUAAUGACCUGCGCUUCAUAGGACGCAGCGGCAGAGGCAAGAGCUUCAACUUGUCAAUCAACGUGCUGACCACGCCCCCUCAGAUCGCCACCCUGCAGAAAGCCAUCAAGGUCACUGUGGAUGGGCCGCGACUGCCACGCCGACAGAGGCUGAAGGAGGUGAAGUCAGGGGUGUUCAGGUCCUCCAGCAUCAGCAGCAGCCCAGCAUCAUCAGACUGUAGGCCUCUGUCCUCCUCUCUGUGGACCAAUGAGCCAUCCUUUCUAGGCUCAUCCUUCACUCCAAGUCCCAGAAUGCACCACUUGCCCGCUCUCCCCUACUCCACCGCUCCUCCUCCUCCUCCGUACUCGUCCUUCCUGCCUCCUCCUCUGAGCCACGGCGCUCCUUUCCAGCCGGGCAGCCUCUACUACGGACCAAAUCCUCCAGCUCACCCCACCGCGGAGGACCGCCACAUCGCCGCCACACUGGCCAAUCACAUGGAGGGGGCGUGUCUCUCCAUCAGAGUGGAGGAGCCAGUCUGGAGGCCUUACUGA
Messenger RNA from Myripristis murdjan (pinecone soldierfish), 873 nucleotides. RefSeq names its product RUNX family transcription factor 2a (gene runx2a). Gene Ontology annotation, molecular function: ATP binding; DNA-binding transcription factor activity, RNA polymerase II-specific; RNA polymerase II cis-regulatory region sequence-specific DNA binding. Bases 1 to 873 code for a protein of 290 amino acids. NCBI's taxonomy places the organism in Eukaryota, Metazoa, Chordata, Actinopteri, Holocentriformes, Holocentridae. Gene Ontology annotation, cellular component: nucleus. The record is from RefSeq and is a predicted model, not a curated record. The transcript is spliced from 6 exons. Gene Ontology annotation, biological process: hemopoiesis; chondrocyte differentiation; neuron differentiation.